AUGGCAAGCCUGACGGAGGUGAAUCGCGAAUUUUUCGACUGUCAUGUAGCUGACUCAGUCUGCAGCCAGAAGGCCCGGUCCUACAAAACGGAUUUUGCGCAAGCAAUCAGUCUCCUUGCUGAAGAGACCAAAAGUCGUCGGCAAUGGAUCAGCACCAAAUGGACAGAUACCCAGGAAGGCGAGGGUAAGGAGAUCAAGCUCCUUGAAUACGCCUGUGGUCCAGGAACUAUCUCAAAGGCUCUUGAACCGUUCGUGACCAAAGUCAUUGGUAUUGAUGUCUCCGAGCAUAUGGUCACCGAGUUCAACAAGAGCGCGCGCGAAUGCGGGAUUUCUCCUGAGAAAAUGUUUGCUCUGCAAGGUGAUCUGCUCGCAGAAACCAUUCCGCAGGAACUCUCAGGACCCGAAUUCUUUGAAUUCGAUAUCAUCGUCGUCAGCGUGGCCCUUCACCAUUUUGCCGACCCCAAGUUGGCAAUGGAGCGCCUUGGUUCGAGGCUGAAAAAGGGCGGCGUCCUCUUCAUCAUCGACUUGGUUCCCGACCAUCAUGGAGUGGAAGAAACUCGACAAUUCCAUCCAGAAGCUCACAAAACAAUUCAUAAGCAUGGGUUUGACGCUGACGAGAUGAGAGAACUGUACGCACAUGCAGGCGUAAACGAAAAGCUUGACUAUCAGCUCGUGGAGAAACCCAUGGAGUUCAACGUCAAUGGCCAUGAAUUCAAGAAGGUCAUUUUUAUGGCGAGGGGCGAGCAUCUCGUUUUUGAUCUUAUAAAUGGGAAGCCAUUAGCAAAACUCAGAAAAUACUGUAUUGAAGCAAUUGAUCUCACUUGGCAAUCAGCUGGACUGUAUUGGCCCAGAAAGUGCCGGGCGUUUAACAGCGCGCUGGCAGCGAGGGCAUUCGCCCCCGCCCCUGCCAGCGCGCGAGUGCAAUUCCAAGUGCAGCGAAGGAACAUUCAGGAUGUCCACAUCACGAGAACUGGAAAGCCGAUCAUCAAGGUCCAGGGUGGACGGUCGUCCCUUGGAGGCCACACUGCAACUGUCUUCGGUGCUACUGGUUUCCUCGGCCGCUACAUUGUCAACCGGCUGGUUAUCGUUCCCUACCGGGAGGAGAUGACGAAGCGCCACCUGAAGCUUACUGGUGACCUUGGAAGGGUGAUCUUUAUGUCGAUUGAAGAAAGCGUCCGUCACUCCGAUGUUGUCUAUAACCUCGUCGGCCGCGACUAUCCUACCAAGAAUUUCUCUUACGAGGAUGUCCAUGUCGACGGUGCGGAGCGAAUUGCGGAGGCUGUCGCGAAGUACGACGUCGACCGAUUCAUCCAUGUGUCUUCGUACAAUGCGAAUGAAAACUCGUCGUCUGAUUUCUUCCGGACCAAGGGCUGGGGAGAACGGGUCGUGCGUUCCAUCUUCCCCGAGACUACCAUUGUGCGGCCUGCGCCCAUGUACGGCUUUGAGGAUCGUCUCCUCCACAAGCUCGCCAGUGUAACCAACCUCUUCACCUCGAAUCACAUGCAAGAGAGAUAUUGGCCGGUGCAUGUGAUUGACGUGGGAGCCGCUCUCGAGCGUAUGUUGUAUGACGACAACACGGCGUCGCAAACCUUUGAGUUGUAUGGGCCGAAGGAAUACUCGACUGCCGAGAUUGCUGAGCUCGUGGACCGUGAAAUUGUCAAGCAUCGCCGCCACAUUAACGUGCCGAAGUUUCUGCUGAAGCCUGUGGCGUACUAUGUCAACAAGCUUCUGUGGUGGCCGACCCUGCAUGCCGACCAGGUAGAGAGGGAAUUCAUUGAUCAGCAUAUUGACCCGACCGCGAAGACCUUCAAGGACCUUGGUAUCGAGCCAGCUGAGAUCACCAACCUCACCUUCCAUUACCUGAAGGGCUACCGGAGCUCGACGUAUUACGACCUGCCGCCGGCGACUGAGCGCGAGAGGCAGGAAGAAAGGAAACUAGUGAUUUCCUUUGUAUCAGGACAGUCCAACGUUGGCUCGUUUAUCAAGAAAUAUCUUAUUUUCUUAGAAAGGUCGAAUCUAGACGCAGUUGUACAGUACAUACUCCCACCUACAAGCACUUUUACAUUCUCCAACCCACCCAUCUUCCUCCUCAAAACGAAAUCUACCCCGAAUGACGGAUACGACGAGUACUUUCGAACAAAUACCAUUAGCAGCAGCAGCAGCAGCAGCAGCAGCAGCAGCAGCAAUGACAAUGGCAGCAACAGCUGUGACAGUGCUUUCUCCUACGAACCCGUCUUCGUCCCUGUUCUCGAGCAUCGAUUCAAUGAGGAGAAUCUAAGGAGGUUGAAAGAGUAUUUUGUUUCUGAGUCUGAGGGGGCGUUUGUCCUUGAUGGGGAUGAGCAGGCAGGAAGAGGGCAAGAUAAAGAUGGGAGGAGGAGGAGAAGGAGGAGGAAAUACGGCGGGAUUAUCUUCACGAGUCAGAGGGCUGUGGAAGGGUUUACGAAGGUGGUGAGGGAUGAGGUUGGUGUCCCCCUCGCGUCCGCCGCAUCGCGCUCCCUCAUCCUCUACACCGUCGGACCAGCGACCUCUCGCGCACUCAAGACCAUCCGAGACACGCAUCUUCCUCACGCGCAGAUCUACGGCGACGAAGCCGGGACGGGGGAGAAGCUGGCGCAGAUGAUUCUGGAGCAUUACAACAGCUACUAUAACAAGAACAGCCAGAGUGAGGAGGGAGAUGAAGAAGAGGACAAUGCCAAACCAGCCCUGCUGUUCCUCGUCGGCGAACAGCGGAGAGAUGUCAUUCCCAAGACGCUCAUGUCGGAAUCUCUUACCGAGAAGGACCGGAUACGGGUCGAUGAGCUGGUUGUGUACGAGACGGGGGAGAUGGCGUCUUUUGAGAGAGAGUUCCGUGCGGCUGUUGAAGCUGGGAAGAAGUUUUUACUAGAUCGACGUCGUCGCCGUCGUCAGGACGAUGAGAAGAAACAUGCCGAUGACGAACAAGAAGAAGUAGACGACGACGACGAAGUGAUGUGGACAGUCGUCUUCUCCCCGACAGGAUGUGACGCCAUGCUCAGGACGCUGAAUCGAUUACCUUCUUCCUCAACUGAUAAUCAUAACAACAGAGCAAAUGGCCCAAGACGAAGAAAAUGCUUCAUCGCAACCAUCGGCCCCACAACACGAGACCAUCUCCGCAACAAAUACGGCAUUGAGCCCGACGUCUGUGCCGAAAAACCCAGUCCGGAAGGCGUAGGGAAGGGGAUCGAGGCGUUUAUGCGGGCUAGAAGAGAGAACAGAAUGAGGGGGGAAAUAAAUAAACCGAUGAGAAUGAAUGAUUGA
Rasamsonia emersonii CBS 393.64 is the source of this 3276-nucleotide messenger RNA. Its product is annotated as NADH-ubiquinone oxidoreductase. The record is from RefSeq and is a predicted model, not a curated record. The coding region runs from base 1 to 3276 and encodes 1091 amino acids. Gene Ontology annotation, molecular function: uroporphyrinogen-III synthase activity. NCBI's taxonomy places the organism in Eukaryota, Fungi, Ascomycota, Eurotiomycetes, Eurotiales, Trichocomaceae. Gene Ontology annotation, biological process: uroporphyrinogen III biosynthetic process. The transcript has 18 exons.